AUGUCGCGACGGCAACUUGUGUUUACAUUGUGUGCUUGCAUAAACUUUACCACGUUAAUUUGUGUCUCCGCACAAAUUCCUAGACCGAAUAACAACAGCAAGACCAUUAGCCAUGCGCCGCCCGCUUAUGCUAUUGCUUCGGUAGCUUCGAGUCUUCUCAACUCGACGUUGUGUCAAGAGGAAUUACUCAAUUUCCGAAAUGCUGUCGAUCAACGAGUACUCUGGAGUUUGAAAAUGUUGGAUUCUAGCGGGGAUUUUCAAUCAGGUUUCUUUUAUGGAAAUAAUUAUUGGCUGGGCAGUCGUAGUCAGUGCAUCGAUACGAUGAGUACUGUCCCUCUGCAGAUUUCAAAAUCGCGCCUAUUAAACAACACGCUGUAUCGUGAUCCACAAAAGGAGAUUCCGCCUUUCAAAGUAAAUUACUAUGCUGCCUACUUAAAACACAACAGUACUCUACAGUACCACGUAAAUUUCCCUAACGAAGAUAUAAUUACACUCGGACUUUGUUUACCAGCAUCGUGCUCUGUACAUGACAUAAGUUUCAUUCUGAAAAGAAUAUUCCACGACAGAGUUCUUUUAAUUAAUGGUCUUUACUCCGCGGACUUGGAGCUGAUCCAAGUUAAAACUCUCAAAAACGAUUAUAAAUGGUUCAAUGGUGCUGCACUUGUCAUUUGCGUUAUUUUAGUGCUUUCCGUUUUAAUGGUAAUAAUCGGAACAAUAUACGAUCGAUUUGUCAGUUCAAAUGAGGAGAAUAAAAUUGACACUAAUGGAAACGGUACAGUUGAGGAAAUGGAAAUGGAAGUAGCUUCGUCUUCAGAGGAAAGUAAAAUUGGCAAAGUAUUAAUAUGCUUCUCCGCUUACGCGAAUACAAAAGUCAUAUUUAACACGAAAGUGCACGCCGACACCCUGCCUAUUAUUCACGGCUUAAAAUUUCUAAAUAUGUGUUGGCUAAUCAUGGGUCAUACCAUAUUAUACAUGAUAGACUACAUCGACAACAAAAUAUGGACUCUGAAAUUCACCGCCGGUUUCAUCAAUCAAGUAGUAACCACCACACCCAUAGGAGUUGAUACCUAUUUCUUUUUAAGCGGACUUUUAGUCGCCUAUUUUUAUAUAAAAGAUAAAAUGGACAAAGGUCGAAUACAACCACUCACUUACAAAGCAAAGUUGAAUGAAUUCUUCGUCCUUGUGACAAGAAGAUUUAUCCGGCUGACUCCAGCUUAUAUGAUGGUACUAGCGAUAUCGCAAUUAAGCUCGGCUUGGUUCAACGAAACCUCGCAAUUUUACGUACACGAGAGGCCACACGAGACCUGUCCAAAGUACUGGUGGAGGAAUCUUCUGUACAUAAAUAAUCUGUUCGGUUUAAAAACAAUGUGCAUGAGUUGGAGUUGGUAUUUAUCUGCUGAUAUGCAAUUCUUCAGCAUCGCUGUUGCGCUGUUAAUUUUGUCGACAAUAUACUUUUACAUAGCAGUAGCUAUAUUGGCUGCACUCUUGAUAGGCUCGAUUGUUCUUACCGGUUAUCUUUCGUACAUUUACGAAUACGUCCCGACGCUAGAUGAACAGUACAGGCUUGUAGAUGUUUUAUACCUCCCACCAUGGGUCAGGAUAACUCCAUAUAUUGUCGGAAUGAUUACCGGUUAUAUUUUAACACAACUCAAUGGAAAGUUGCUUUUGAAAAGGAGGACUAUCAUUUUAUGUUGGUGCCUUGGUAGUGCUUGCAACAUUAUCGUGUUAUUUAGCAUGCACCAACGACAAAUACCCAUUCUACCGUCUGCUAUUUAUAUCGCAUUGCACAAAGGCGUUUGGGCUGUAGGUAUAGCAUGGAUCGUAAUAGCGUGCCUUACUCAGCACGGUGGCAUCGUUUGUCAGUUCUUAUCGUUUAAAGGCUGGGCUCCUUUCAGCAGACUGUCCUAUUGCGCUUAUCUUAUAAAUCCUGUUGUUAUACAGUCGUUUCGUCUGCUGAGUGAAACAUCUGUUCAUUUUGAGUUUAUACCCUUGACCAUCUUCUUUGUGGGAUACUGUAUAAUUAUUUAUUUGUGUUCUUACAUAUUGUCCUUGAUAGUAGAAUCACCGUAUAUCUUGCUAGUGCGAAGAACCAUGCAAGCUCGCAGUAGAAGAAAGUAUAAGUGGCGUAACAGUGAGAAAUUGUAAUAUUGCAAAUGUAAUUGUUAAUAAAAUCAAAUAUGACGUCAAGUAAUAUCAAUCUACUUUUUCUUUACGUAAAGCAAGAAACAACAUUUUACACUUGGUUUAAAUUCUCAAUAAUCGUCAAAAAAUCCUGGAGAUAUAACGUACUAGCUACGAUCACGUCAACUUUGAGUUGACAAAAUUUCACUUUUCAUUUCGUUGCUAAGAAAA
Messenger RNA from Vollenhovia emeryi, 2352 nucleotides. RefSeq names its product nose resistant to fluoxetine protein 6-like. Gene Ontology annotation, molecular function: acyltransferase activity, transferring groups other than amino-acyl groups. The record is from RefSeq and is a predicted model, not a curated record. The coding region runs from base 1 to 2145 and encodes 714 amino acids. The transcript is spliced from 13 exons. NCBI's taxonomy places the organism in Eukaryota, Metazoa, Arthropoda, Insecta, Hymenoptera, Formicidae.